GGGUACGCAGGAUUCGAUAUUAGGUUUGGGAUUGUGCCUGUGUAAAGGGAGGAUCGAAGCCAGCGGUCUUUUGUUCCUUGUUCCAGUUGAACAAGAAGACCGUUGUGCUGAUCACUCGCUACAGUGUGCGUAAUUGUGCGUUAGACCCUUGUAGUCAAUGUGGAAUACAAUUUAUUCGAGCAUUCAGAUUGGGAGUUUCCUUACUCCAUACAGCUGUAAAAGAACUUCUCCAAGCGCAACACUGAUUAUUGCACAAUUCUCAGUGCUGUUGAUUUCCUUCUCUCCUUUGCAUCCGAGUCCAUUACACGUUACACGAGGGCGAGGGAGCAAUCUGACUGCAAGUUUGGCACUCUUUCCCCCUCUUCUCACAUUUUCCCACUUUCCCACCUUUCCACUUUCCCACCUUUCCACUUUCCCACCUUUCCACUUUCCCACCUUUUCACUUUCCCACUUUCCCUUCUUCCCACAUCCACCCUUCCUUAAUCCAUCAGGAACUGUCUCGUAUCUCUUUCAUCUUUUCUCGCUCUUCUGUCUGUCUCAAGUGCGUCUCUGCUCUAUCUCAAUAAGCACAGCCCAGCGGCGACUCAUUGGAAUCUCUGCUAGAAGUGACGAGGGAAGCGAAUAUCCCUUCACUCGGCCCGCCUUGUUCGUGUGCAGACCGUCUUCAAUAAAGAAUUGGAAUAGAAAACAUUUCAUAGGGGCGGACUAUUUCCUCAGCUGGUGAAAGAAACUCGAGAAACAGAUUCCUGUUGAGUUGGUAUAUAUCGCUGCUAGGAAGGAGGCACGGAGAGGACAAAAUAUUCAGGACUAUCUCUGCAUCUAACCAAAGGAAACAA
Gamsiella multidivaricata is the source of this 836-nucleotide messenger RNA. RefSeq lists its product as uncharacterized. The transcript is spliced from 3 exons. Bases 158 to 724 code for a protein of 188 amino acids. NCBI's taxonomy places the organism in Eukaryota, Fungi, Mortierellomycota, Mortierellomycetes, Mortierellales, Mortierellaceae. The record is from RefSeq and is a predicted model, not a curated record.